Asparagus officinalis (garden asparagus) is the source of this 858-nucleotide messenger RNA. RefSeq names its product transcription initiation factor IIA subunit 2-like. NCBI's taxonomy places the organism in Eukaryota, Viridiplantae, Streptophyta, Magnoliopsida, Asparagales, Asparagaceae. The transcript is spliced from 6 exons. The coding region runs from base 318 to 638 and encodes 106 amino acids. Gene Ontology annotation, cellular component: transcription factor TFIIA complex. Gene Ontology annotation, biological process: RNA polymerase II preinitiation complex assembly; transcription initiation at RNA polymerase II promoter. The record is from RefSeq and is a predicted model, not a curated record. Gene Ontology annotation, molecular function: RNA polymerase II general transcription initiation factor activity; TBP-class protein binding.
GCCGCUAUCGUCAUCUCUACGACUCCGUCGCCUAAACCCUAACUCUCCUCUCAAAACCCUAGCCAUAAUUUCAACAUAUCUGACUCCGUCGCCAAAUCGCUCGUCGCCGGCCCGCGCCAUCAACUCCACCUCCAUCUCCGCAAAUUUGCUGCCUCCUCCUCCUCUUCAGACUUCCACGGCCGCUGCGUCCUCCGCCUCCUUCAGCUGACAAUUUAAGGAUAUAAUGAUAUAUAUCAGAGACAGAGAAGGAACUAAGACUGACAUUUAAAAGUUUCGUGGUGGUUUGGCGUGCUUGCCUUUUAAAAUUUGUUACGGUGAUGGCAACAUUUGAGCUGUACCGGAGAUCUACAAUUGGCAUGUGCUUGACAGAAACUCUGGAUGAGAUGGUCUCUAAUGGCACCCUCAGUCCGGAACUUGCUAUUCAAGUCCUUGUACAGUUUGACAAGUCUAUGACCGAGGCUUUGGAAAAUCAAGUGAAGAGUAAGGUUACUAUUAAGGGGCACCUUCACACCUACAGGUUCUGUGACAACGUGUGGACCUUCAUCUUACAAGAUGCCACAUUCAAGAAUGAGGAAUGCCAAGAAACCGUUGGAAGAGUGAAGAUUGUAGCUUGUGAUUCCAAGCUGCUCAGUCAGUGAGCAGUCUUUUUUUCAACCCUCUUCUACUUUUCUCUCUGUAACACCCAUAAAUCAUGAAUUAUUUGUGAUUCCAAGCUACUUUUCAACCCUCAGUCUAGCUUGAAAAGAAAAUUAAAAAGCUCGAUAUUUCCUUACGUUCAUGCUUUAUAUUGAUUCCACGCCAUAUGAGUUUGAUCCCAAAUAUUUCCUACAAAUUUCCGAGAUAUACAUCUUUACUGAA